Messenger RNA from Aspergillus mulundensis, 1401 nucleotides. RefSeq lists its product as uncharacterized. Gene Ontology annotation, molecular function: transmembrane transporter activity. Lineage: Eukaryota; Fungi; Ascomycota; Eurotiomycetes; Eurotiales; Aspergillaceae. The record is from RefSeq and is a predicted model, not a curated record. Gene Ontology annotation, biological process: transmembrane transport. The transcript is spliced from 4 exons. The coding region runs from base 1 to 1401 and encodes 466 amino acids.
AUGACCGUCGACGACGCCCGCCCAUGGGGCUACACCUGGCGCUCCUCGCAGCGCUUCAUCAUCGCCACCGCCACAACCAGCCUGUUUUCUGAAUGCUUCCUCUUCGGCUUCGUCGUCCCCAUCCUCCCGUACAUGCUCGAAACCCGCCUCGCCCUCGACCCCUCGCAGACGCAGAACCUCACCACCACCCUCCUCACCCUCUACGGCGCCGUCUCGCUUGUCUCCGCGCCCUUCAUCGCCCACUUUGCUGAUAAGACGCCGAGCAGGAAGGGUCCCUUGCUGUUGGCCCUUGCGGCUUGUGCGUCGGGGACGGUCCUGGUUGCUUGUGCGCCGGCUGUGUGGGUUCUAAUGGCCGGGCAGAUCUUGCAGUCCCUUGCCAGCGCGUCGGUCUGGAUCGUCGCGUUCGCGACGCUGGUGGAUAACGUCGACGAGCGGAGUAAGGGCAAGGUCACCGCCACCGCCAUGUCCUUCGUCUCGAUGGGCAUCUUCGCCGGUCCAAUGGUUUCGGGCUUUCUCCUGCAGUUGCUCGGAUACUGGCCUGCUUGGUCGGCGGCGCUGCUAUUGCUAGCUCUCGACUUCCUCGCCCGGCUGCUGAUGAUCGAGACCCCGUCGCCACGAGAGAGACAGCCCCCAGCUGCCGAACAGGCGCAGGAGCAAGCGCAAGAACGAGCGCCCCUCCUCCCAGAGCCCGAGCACGAAGCAGACGAUCCCAACCCUGCACCCGCACCCCCGCGCGGCUUCUACAAAAUCAUGCUCACAAACCCGCAAAUCCUCGCCUCCCUCUUCAACACCCUCGCCCUGUCAAUGAUCAUCGCCGCCUUCGACACGACCUUACCCCUGCACGUCCGCGACGCCUUCGGCUGGGGCAGUCUCCCCGUCGGACUCAUCUUCUUCGGCCUGCAGAUCCCGACCAUCGCGCUCGGCCCGGCCGUCGGCCUCCUGCGCGACCGCAUCGGCCUGCGCUACCCGACUACACUCGCCUGCGCCGCUAUGGCGCCGCUGCUGUGGCUUCUUGCGCUGCCGGGGGCGCAUGGGGUUCCGACGGACCAGACUGGGAAGGGGAUUUAUAUCGCCGCUCUCGCGGGGAUUGGGCUGUGUAUGGCGUUUACGCGCGGCGCGGGGACAUUCCAGAUGAUGGCCGUCGUGCAUGUCCUCGAGCGUGAGGAUCCGAACCUCUUCGGUCCGUAUGGUGGGAACUCAAGGCUCUCCGGGCUCAGUGAGCUCCCGUUUAACAUUGGCAUGAUGGUUGGCCCGUUGCUCUCGGGCUCGUUCUCGGAGUUCUUGGGGUAUUAUUGGAGUUGUGUGGUGCUUGCGGUUGUUGCGGGGGCUGUGGCGGGGACGUCGUGGGUUUAUUUGACGGCGGAGGGGGUGCAGGUGAGGGAGGUGGAGGGCGAGGUUUGA